Molecule: messenger RNA, 475 nt
Organism: Cercocebus atys (sooty mangabey)
Lineage: Eukaryota; Metazoa; Chordata; Mammalia; Primates; Cercopithecidae
Gene: FREY1
Product: chromosome unknown open reading frame, human C11orf94
Exons: 2
Coding region: 4-459 (151 amino acids)
Source: RefSeq, a predicted model, not a curated record
GAGAUGGUUCUCGCCAUGCUGGGGGCUCUGCACCCCCGGGCUGGGCUCAGCCUCUUCCUCCACCUCAUCCUGGCAGUGGCACUGCUUCACUCCCAGCCUCUGAGGUCUCAGCAGUCUGUUCCUGAGGCAUUUUCCGCACCCCUGGAACUCUCGCAGCCACUCUCCGGCCUGGUGGAUGGUAGUAUCUCUCUCGUCCCCUUCCCCUGCCCCUCCCUGACAGUGGAGACUCCCCUAAGGGGUGCCCCAAGUCCAGCCUUCGGGGGCUUGUCAUCCCAAACCACAUCUGUUCAAGGGUGCCAGCUGCCCCUCCCACCCAUGCCCUCCUUUCUCCCUCUAGACUAUGGCAUCCUCCCCAAGCACCCGUGGCCGCGAGGGCCUCGACCCCUCCUGUCCCGGGCCCAGCAGCGCAAGCGGGAUGGGCCCGACCUUGCUGAGUAUUACUACGACGCACACCUAUGACCCAAGGCCCCCAUAA